This is a messenger RNA of Hypomesus transpacificus, 3155 nucleotides long. RefSeq lists its product as uncharacterized. The record is from RefSeq and is a predicted model, not a curated record. The coding region runs from base 69 to 1223 and encodes 384 amino acids. NCBI's taxonomy places the organism in Eukaryota, Metazoa, Chordata, Actinopteri, Osmeriformes, Osmeridae. The transcript is spliced from 2 exons.
AGAAAGGUUCUGGUGAGCACGAGAAACUUUCUGGUGCACGAGAAACUUUCUGGUUUUAAUUCUUUGAAAUGACAGAAAGAGGCUUAGUUGAGCUAUAUUUCCACCUUGGACUUGCGUAUAAAGACAUUAAAAGUUUGCUUGCGAGUCGUCACCACUAUAUCAUCUCGGAAAGACAUUUAAAACGCAUUUUGAAGUUGUGUCGUCUGUUUCGGCGCAAGGGAUACACUCAUCUGGACCAGGUGAUCACUUUCAUUCAUGAACAAUUACAAGCAUCUGGCCAACUGCAUGGGUAUAGGUGGAUGUUUACAAAAUGCAAGGAGAAUGGAUUACAUGUCAGAAAAGAAGACAUCCGCUUAAUUCUAAAAGAACUGGACCCGAGGGGUGUUGAUCUCAGAAGAAGCAGGCGUCUCCAUCGCAGGAGCUAUUUUGCGACAGGGCCCAAUUACAUUUGGCACUUAGAUGCAUACGACAAGCUAAAGCCAUUUGGUAUCUGUAUAAGUGGGUGUAUUGACGGCUUUUCGCGGAAAAUCAUCUGGUUGAACGCAUUUACUACAAGCAGUGACCCCAAAAUCGUAGGAGGCUACUAUAUGGAGGCAGUGGAGAGAACUGGUGGCUGUCCACGGAUUGCCAGAGGUGACCGGGGCACCGAGAAUGUAAAAGUCAGAGACUUUCAGCGUUUUCUCCGUCGCAAUAUACACGACGGUUCUGCCAUUGACAGCUACAUUGAAGGAGCGAGUACAGCAAAUCAGCGAAUAGAAAGCUGGUGGGGCUUUCUCAGGAAGGAGUCGAUUGAGUUCUACAUCUCUCUGUUUGUUGAUCUGAAAGACCGUGGUUUGUUCGACGGUGGAUAUUUGGACAAAAGUCUAAUUCAGUACUGCUUCAUAGGUAUCAUCCAGGACGAGUUGGAUGAGAUGAUCUGUGUGUGGGAUUCGCAUGUCAUCAGACCAUCAAAGAAUGACAGAGUACCAAGUGGUCGACCCAAAAUCAUGUACAUGUUCCCAGAGCUCUAUGCAACUCAUGACUGUGUUUCCUCAGUGGAAAGCGCUGAUGUACAGCUGUGUCGGAGUGGCUGCACAUUUCGACCAGCAGUGCCAUGUGACAUAGACAUCUACAACCUUUGCAAUGUUCUGAUGGUAGAGUCACAGUUGGUUCUCACAGCUGAUGCUUACCAGGCCUUGGAUUUGUACCUGCAUUUGAGGAAUACGAUCAUAUCCUCUCUUUAAUUUGAGAUGGUACUACACAUAUCCAGAUCUAAAUGAUCUGUCCACUGUGCAUUUUUCAUUUGUUUCUUUUUCAGCUUCAUCUUGCUUUCAUCAGUGUGAUAUCUGGGUUUUUUUCCAUAUCUGCUUUAGAAUCAAUAUUUACUGAAGGCAAAAUAUUUGAUUUGAUACAAAGUAUCACAAAACAUAUGGUAAUGUUGGAUGUAUUUAUGGCUAUCUGUAUACCAUGACAGUUGAACUAUGAAUUAGAAACAUGAAAGAACCUCAGACACCACCCUAAAUAUAGGACAAUUAUUUGAUGGUUUGCAGUGGAAGUAAACACUUACAAGAAGGCAUGUUAUGAAUGAAGAAUUAAGUUUUUUUUAUUUAACAAUAUUUUGCUAUUGCUAUGUGGCUCCAACCAAAAUAGCCAUCCCUUUCGAAAUGGAAUGUGCACUCACAGCCAUUUUAUCAAAUUCUGACAUGUACAGUAUUUCAACUGCAUAAAAUAUGCACAUGAACAUGUAACAUUUGCACAUGCCUGGUAAAUUAAUGCAUACACAUAAACACAGGUCUGACAGACUCAUCAGUAUGCAUAAACAAAACUUGUAUUUUGGACUUGAAUACAGUUUCAGACUCCCAAUGAACAUUAAAUUGGCAAUAACAUUCCUUUUUCAGAUGAGUUGUGUAACUCUUAUUCAUGUCUUGCGGCAAUGACAGUGCUGACAAUGUUAAACUAAUAGCAAUGGUCUAUGCAAAGGAUCCGGACACUGCCAUCAGAUACAUAAUGUAACUUUGAAGAUGGACAUAGCAGUGUGUAAGAUCCCGUCCGUCCAUUACAAAAUAUUCAUUUCAAAGCAAUUGCCAGAUAGGAUGCUGUCAAACUCUGCACGAAAGUCUGGGUAUGAACUGUAGGUGCAUGGCAAUUCAAGAACUGCUCCACAUGUGUGUGCCACAGGCCUGCGACUUAAACCACACAACCUGUUAAAAGUUACUUUGAUUGUGCCUUUGCACAGUACUGUGGAUCCUGUGCAGAAGCGCAAGAAUAUCUCAAGUUUUUUUUGGUCAGUGCUUCUCACAUACCGCAGCAGGUGGUUAAGUGCUGUUUGCUCCUGUUGAUUCAGGUUCUCACUUGAUGGCUUUAUUAUCUUGGCUACUUUCUUGUUUGUUGGCCUCUUAGAUUCAUAAAGUUCCAUUAUGCUGUCUUUUGUUAUGGACAUGGGGACAGCAUUGUGAAUACAGUGAAUACUGGAGUGGAAACAGUCAAUUAUGAACUUUGGCUCUUGAAGAAGAACUUUGUGUGCCAUUGUUAAAAUGACAGGCUGGAGGUUGUCUUUAGAAGGCAGGAUGUGUGAGCCCAUCCUUGAGAAAAGGUCAAGUAAGUCCUCCUCAGCAGUUUCAUCCAUGUUGCCCUGUAGUGCUUGUUCAACCGAUGCUCGCUCAGACACUGAAAGAAACCUGGCAAAUGACAUCAUCAAGAGUUCUUCAUCCACUGAACUGACUCCUUGACAACAGGCAAGAAUAAAAGCUGGUGACAGUCUGAUUGGGAGGAUGUUGUGGUCCAAAUAUCCUUUCAACCAAACUCUUCCAACAGCUUGCCAUUCCUUCUCAGAAUAGUCUGGUUGCAAUCUGGGCACUCGUUCAUCUUCCCCCUCACACUGUUCCAAGAAGUGUUCCCAGAACGCAGAGUACACCUCUCUUGAUACACCAUCACUGUCCACCGCUCUCUCAUUUUUUAACUCCAUUUUUAGAUUAACCGUGAGUACUUUGGGGUCCAUGAAGACAUUAAGCACAUCUUGAACUAUGCUUACUCGUCUUAAUUUCACAUACUGGACUUCUUUUUCAUUUUUUUCUGGUGAUGCAGGAAUACUGUUUAACAAUACAGGUCCGUCGUUCAGUGAUGAAUGCUGCAACAUUUUCACAAAAAAUAAAUAAGGUGUCAUCACAUUUCUUAAA